AUGCUCCGCCGCCCUGGCACCGGCCCGUCCAAGGCCUCGGCGACGACGCUCUGCCAAAAGUGCCUCCAGCGAGGCCACUACAGCUACGAGUGCAAAGCCAGCGCCCAAGAACGCCCCUACAAGUCGCGCCCCUCGCGCACCCAACAGCUGCUCAACCCACAGCUCAAGCCCAAGCUCACCACCCAAGUGCCCAACGAGCUGCUCCGCAAAAAGGGCGUGGCCGACGACAUGCUCAAGAAAAAGGACGAAGAGCGAGGGCGCACCUCGGGCCGCAAACACUCGCGCUCGCCAUCCUCGUCUGCAGACUCGGUGUCCACCAUCUCGACCAACCGCUCGCCGUCCCGCUCUCCGCCGCCACGACGCCAGAAGCACGAGCGCGACACACGGGGGAAGCGCAGCCGGCGCUCCCGCUCCACCGACUCGCGCUCCUCCAUCGACUCACGACCCAGCGGCGACCGCGACCGCAACACACGGCGCCGCCGCAGCUCCUUCAGCCCAGCCCAGCGCGGCCGCCGCGACGCACCACUCGACACGAGCACGCGCGAACUGAGCCGGACGCGCGGCCCGGGCAAACGACCACGGCGCUCACGCAGCAGGAGCGCAGAUGACAUGUCGACGACCUCGGACCCUGCCCAGUCGCGCGCCCUCCCACCAAGACCAACGUCACCGAGCCAGACACCAAACACACACCAGCGCAGUCCCGGCCCGUUCUCGGACCGCCGCAACGCCCGUCGCUCGCCGAGUCCGCGCACGAGGAAUCGCUUUGACGAUGGGCCUGGGGAGAGGCGUGGACGAGGUGGUGCGCCGCCUGUGCCGCCUGCGCCGAGAGAGAGGAGUCUGAGUCCGUUCAGCAAGCGUGUAGCUCUGACGCGGGCGAUGAACGCAGGGUGA
Messenger RNA from Ascochyta rabiei, 891 nucleotides. RefSeq lists its product as uncharacterized. NCBI's taxonomy places the organism in Eukaryota, Fungi, Ascomycota, Dothideomycetes, Pleosporales, Didymellaceae. The transcript has a single exon. Bases 1 to 891 code for a protein of 296 amino acids. The record is from RefSeq and is a predicted model, not a curated record.